Messenger RNA from Leptomonas pyrrhocoris, 2434 nucleotides. RefSeq lists its product as hypothetical. The coding region runs from base 578 to 2434 and encodes 618 amino acids. The record is from RefSeq and is a predicted model, not a curated record. Lineage: Eukaryota; Euglenozoa; Kinetoplastea; Trypanosomatida; Trypanosomatidae. The transcript has a single exon.
AGAGAAGAAAAACUCGAAACAAAGCAAACCCUUAUCUGUUGCUUUCUUGAGUACACGGCGCUCCACACGUGUUUUUCAACUUCUUGGCAUCGGUGCCCACAAGGUUUCCGUCACCACAACACACGAAUUCGAGUUCUCUCCCUCCCCCCCCCCUGGUUUGAUGAGAUUUUAUUUGUCAUCUUUUGUUUGACUUUUACGCCCACUACCCUUUUUUUCCACAACAGACGCGGUGACGCUGCGGAGUUUUAAUGAUUAUAAUUAUUAUUAUUAAUAUUGAGUGAUCUCUCUGUUUGUUUUUGCGUAUUCUAACUGUUGCCUUACCUUGUAUUGCUCUUGUUAUUGUCUUUUGACGUGGACAGCGUUGUCGAAGUUCAGUUUUCGUGGCCCUGCUGCUGCAGGACUGACGCAAUUCUUCGCUUUCUUCACUCUAUAGCUCCCUCCUUGCAGCGAUUCACAAAACUUAAUACACUUACAGUCGCUGUUUUUAGUGGCAGGUGAUACUUUUCUAUUAUUAUUAUUAUUCACACAACGAAAGCUUCUUUCUCUUCAUCGUUCGUUGAAGUACAGCGGGUAAGCGAUGUUCGCACGAAGCAUUCUCGUGCGCGCCGCGGCAACGUCGUCCAAAGAUAUAGCAAAGCGGCCCACCUCGAACCCGACCGUCCCGACGGUUUCUCCUGCGGUGGUUUGCUCGCUUUACCGCAGCCUGUACCGCGAAGUGUCGCGGCUUGACCGAAAGCCUGUCCUCAAAGUGCUGUUUCCUUGUAAUAAAGACCUGCAGGCGAUUCUAAACACCUCAAGGGCCUUGUGCGUGCCGGGAGACAAGAGCUACACGGCAGUGCUGCGCGAGGUCUUUCGUGACCCCAAUCGCGUGCCGAAGAUCAACUUAGCGUUUGACACGCUCAACCGCCUCCGCGCACACUACGAUAAUGUGAAGACAAAGCUGCCGGAGAUGGAACGGGACAGGUCCCGAUUGCUGGCCUCGCUGCAGAGCCCAGUAGUGGCGGCGCGACGGAAGGGUUUUUUUCGUGCCAACGCCAUCGUCGCUUCGCCAGAGGCGCGGCCGAAGUACGUUCAGGCAGCACCGGGUGUUCCCACGCGGGUGGUGCUGCGCGAGGCCCACCACAACAUCGACCUCCAGGAAGGCACGCUAUUGCUAGCGCACCCCCUGUCGUCCGCGCACGUGGAUCGUCGUGUGAUGCUCAUUACGGAGCGCACCCCGGUCAUCACGAGCGCGGUGGUUCUGGACCUGCAGUUCACCUACCCGCUGUCGCGUGGCAACUCGAUGUUUCCCGAGGUGUUCUGGGGCCACGACGUCUACGACGGCGGCUUUAGUCAAAUCGGCUUUACGAUGCCGCCAACGGCACAAAUUGCGGUGCUGCACACGCUGGAGCCCUACAUGUCACAGACCGGCAGCGCCGGCGCAGGGACGACGUCAGCGAGCGGCAGCGGGCCCUCCAUGAUCAGCUGGUUGAAGUGGAAAGACACCUCCAGCGCGCAGGCGAAAGCACCGACAGCGAGUACCGCCACCGCGUCAUCGUCCACCGCCACCGCAGCCGCCAUCAAGAAGCACAAUCUCUUCUGCCACCCCCUCAUCUUAGGCGGCGUGCAGGAUGACGGCACGCGCGAGCCGACCUUGUACCUCUCCAAGGCCGAAGCCCUGCCCUAUCUUAGCGAGCUCGCGUUCGGCCAGCCACGGUCCUCGUUGCGCAUCUACUGGGGAAAUAUGCGGUGGACGACCGCGCAGCUCGAGGCGGAGGUGGCCAACGGGCAUUGGAUGGCUGUGAAGGCGUCGCCGAGCUUCUUUCGUUCCUAUUCGCUGACCGGCUCUGGCGACGACAUGACGGAGCACUUCCCGACCGCCGCCCAGUUGGAGGAGGCGAAGCAGCUACGGGAGAGACGCUACGGUGCCAAUAUCACCCCUCCGCAGGUGUUCCCGCCCGAUCAAAUUCUGCGCCGCCGCGAGUGCCUGUGGGACGAGGUCAUGUACGCGAUGGGCGGCGACUACGCCGCGCUGGUCGGCUGUUCGAAUCCCUUCUCCGACAGCCCGCGCGGGGCGUCGGUGCAGAUUCUGGCUCCCUACUUGGCACCGCUGCCGCUGACGGCGGACGAGGACAUCGACACGGCGGUCCCCGCGGGCGGUGCUGAGUUUGUUUCGUCCUCCGUCACUCCACUUGGGGAAGAGGACGAGGCAGACAAUCCGCUCCCCUCGCCUUCCGACAGCAUUCCGGAGCACAACGCGGCGAAGACGGGGGAGGAGGAUCGCACGCACGACGGCACACCUGACGAGGUGGCGGGCAGCAGCGAUGCCACUUCGACGGAAGGCGCAACACCGCACCAGCAGCAGGAGAGCGGUUCGGCUGUGGAGACGAGCACCGAUGCGCAGACCUCAGGCAAAACGCCGCCGGAGCAUUCCGAAGACAAGAACGGACAAUAA